AUUAAAUGAAAACAUUAGAAUAAUUCCCAAAUCAGAUAUUCUAGCCCUAAUAAAGACUCGUUGUCUCCGCCUCAGCGAUCUCUGUCUCUCGGCGAAGGCGACGGCUAUUUACAAUCGAAGGUCUUUGGUUUCGUUUCGUGGUGCUCUUGUAAUAAUUCACACAAGAGAACCAACCCUAACUUUACUUUCUUUCUAUUCCCUCCCACCGCAUCUCACGAUGGAAUUCUCUGCCGCCGACUUUGAAAAGCUUGUGAUGUUCGAGCACGCUCGCAAAGCUUGUGAGGCUCAUUACAAUUUGCUGCAGUGGGGUGGAGCAUUGCUUGAACUUGCCCAGUUCCAGCCUAUUCCUGAGGCGAAGCUGAUGUUAGAUGAUGUUGAUGCAGCAAUCACUAGGUGGAGGUGGUGGAGGAGGUCCCGCAGCUUCCUCAAAUGCUACCGGCGGUAAGAAGAAGAAUAAAAGAAGAAGAACAAUGGCUUCACAUACGAUGUAUGUGGUUGGAUCAUUAUCGCUUGUGGGAUUGUCGCUUGGGUUGGCAUAGCUAAAUCCCUUGGCCCUUCACCUCCUGCCAGAUAAAGCACUAGUAGCAACGGACAUUCCAUAAGGAAAUACUGUUUUUUUAACUUAAUUUAGGAUGUUUUUUGCCUCCAUAUUUUCCUCUAUCUACGUGGUCAGUUAAUUUUUGGUCUUGUGGCACGAACUCAAGGUGUAAACGAUUUUUAUAUGAGAGUAUAGACAAGUUAUGCUCCAAAGAGUUAAGGAUCAUCUUCCCAUUUGCAAUUAUGUUUUUCUUAAGACCCACAAUUCAUGCAAUAUUGUGUGGAUUGUUCUAUUUUUGUGUCUUUUGUAUUGAUCAUGGAAGAUAUGCAUCAUGUAGAAAACUUGGUGAAUUUUUUAUGCAAUAAAAAUGAUUUUUCAUUUAA
This is a messenger RNA of Brassica napus (rape), 921 nucleotides long. RefSeq names its product mitochondrial import receptor subunit TOM20-2. The transcript has 4 exons. Gene Ontology annotation, biological process: protein insertion into mitochondrial outer membrane. Bases 218 to 445 code for a protein of 75 amino acids. NCBI's taxonomy places the organism in Eukaryota, Viridiplantae, Streptophyta, Magnoliopsida, Brassicales, Brassicaceae. Gene Ontology annotation, molecular function: protein binding. The record is from RefSeq and is a predicted model, not a curated record. Gene Ontology annotation, cellular component: mitochondrial outer membrane translocase complex.